Molecule: messenger RNA, 4754 nt
Organism: Lepisosteus oculatus (spotted gar)
Lineage: Eukaryota; Metazoa; Chordata; Actinopteri; Semionotiformes; Lepisosteidae
Source: RefSeq, a predicted model, not a curated record
UCCAGUCCGAGUGACCCUUGACCAAGACCCCUCUCGCCGGGAGAGAGGGGCCCGUAAACACCGGGUUGUUCGCGCAUCCGCGUCACCAGCCGCGACCCGGUACCAGAACCCGGCGGCCAUCUUGUUCCUGGCGUGUGUGUGUGUAUGUGUGUGUGUGCGGGCUCGGUGGAGCAGCGGGCCGGAGAGCUGGGGUGGUGCUGCCGGGAGACUGCGUCUGUCUCCGGCCUGUUCGUGUGCGCGGAAAACACCGACCCAGGGUAAACCUGUGUCUAUGAUGUCAGGGACGCCAGCGAAUGAAGAUGAGACCACCGAUGAGGUGCAGUUUGUGUCGGAGGGCCCUCUCAGGCCGGUGCUGGAGUACAUAGACUUGCUGAGUGACGAUGAAGAUGGUGGAAGCUCAGCUACUCCCGUCAAACUCCUGAAGCAGGAAGACCAUGUCGACAGGCAGAAGGCGAAGGUGGCUUCGACCCUGGACCGCCUGGCCCGCCACGUGGCGGUGGAGAAGAGGGAGCGAGAAGAGAAGUGCAGAGCCUUCAAGGAAAAAAUGGAUUCACAACAGGCACAUGGUCUGCAGGAGCUUGAAUUUAUCCAAGGAAGCCCCCAUAACAAAGAUGCCAAGCGCUGUGUGGACCAGUGGUUAAAAAUGCCAGGACUGAAACCAGGUGUGUUGAACGGGAGAGCAAGGUCUUUUCUGAAAUCGGCAGCAUCUCCAUCUUCUCAGAUGCAUCCUGUCACGUGUCCAGUAUUGAACUGCAACCGAUCCUUUGAAAAUAUACCUUUGCUCAUGGGUCAUCUCAAAAGAUUUGACCAUUCUCCAUGUGAUCCCACUGUGUCGCUCAAAGGGAGCCCAUCGAUUUCUUAUGCCUGUGUCGCUUGCUGCAGGCGUUACCCAACUGAGCAGGAAUAUAAGAACCAUCUGCAAACUAAGAUCUUUUCCAGUGAUGCAGAUGGUCACUCCAGCACUUUGACUUCUCAGCCAGUUCACUGCUUUGCCUGUCCGUCUUGUUACUUCCUUUUCAACAUCAGAGAUGAAUGUCUGCAGCACAUGUCAGCAAGAAAUCACUUCGUUCAGACUCUCAAACUCAGUGAUAAAGCCGAUAUACCAGCUCCUCUUCCUAUCCCAUUAUAUGCAAAAAAGCUUCUUGUUGGUCUGUGCAAAGAAGUCAGUUUCCGGGUGAGAUGCAUGGCCUGCAAGAAGGUGUUGAAUUCACAUAUGGAGGUGACGGCGCAUUUUAAGGUCCAGUGCCGAAACGCCAGCCCAGUGGCAGAAGCAGCUAAGACUGUGGCGCAGGUCGUUGAGGUGCUGAGGGUAAAGGGACAGUGUGCCCUGUGCUGUAAAAUAUUCCGCGACGACAAUGAAAUUCUAAAGCACGAGCAGCUGACGCUACACAAGGUGGAGGUCAUCUCCACCAUGGAAAAGGCCAUCUUGCAGUUCUGCAAUUUUUUUGAAAAAAGCAAAAACCCACAGAGCUUGGAGGCGUGGUCAAAACACAUCCGAGUUCCCCUGCUGAAGAGGCCCCCCAGUCGGGAAAUGGAUAAGAAGAGUCCCGAUGCUUCGAAAGCUAAGCGGCAGAGGAGACGCACGACCUCGAGCGGAGGGCAGGAGCCGGCUCCCGUUACCCCAGCCAGAGAGAAGGCCGGCGUGACCGUCUGGCUCUGUGAGUGCAGCCAGCGUUUCCCGGCGGAGACGGCUGCCGAGAAGCACAUCAUGGCCGCCAAUCAGAUCUGCUACAGGUGCUCGGUGUGCGAAAAGCGGACCGAAGACUCUUCCCUGAUGGGCUUGCACAUGAGCCGCUUUCACGGCGGGGCCCACCUGAACAACUAUCUCUUUUGGUGCCGGAAGUGCAAGAUCGAAAUGCCGAGGAAGGAGGACAUCAUGUCCCACGUGACCGACUGCCACCAUGGCCACACUUAUUACUACGAGCAGGAGGAGCCCGAGGAGCCCGAGGAGCCUCCUGCCCCUCCGGGCAGCAGCGCGGUCAGCCAGUGCCACAUGGACCAGGGCGGCGGAGGCCCGGCUGUAGCUGGUGUAUCUGGGCAGUGGCUCUGCAGGAUGUGCGAGGACCUCUUUGACUCGGAAAGCAGCGUUUACAAGCACUGCAGCAAGGUGAAGAACCACUCCUUCCAUAAGUACCUCUGCGGUCUCUGCAAGGAGAGGUUCCUCAAGACAAACACCCUGUAUCGUCACUUCCAGGAUGUGCACAAAGGACAGGUUGACAUCAGAUAUUUCUGUGGGCUUUGUGAUAGCAUGGAAUACGGUACAGAGGAGGAAUUCCUGGAGCACUACCAGUCCUACCAUAGCAAGGACUAUGUAUUCAUGGAUGAGUCUCCCAAGGAGAGAGCAGCACAGCCGGCACACCAGGAUCAGGAUCAGGAUCAGGAUCAGGGUGUCACCCAGAGCUGUCCAUGCCAGGUGUCCGGUGAAGAGCAGAAGCAAAACGCUUACUCGGAAUGCAUAAAGGCACUUCUUCCAAAACACAAAGAAAACUACAGCUGUGUCUUGUGCCCAGUGAGGGCACACACUCUAGAAGAGCUGAAGACCCACAUGAAUGAGAAGCAUAACAUUUGUGGUGACAAAAUACGCUAUCGGGUGUCAUGUAAGUACUGCACCGAGCAGUUUCCUGACACGCUGGAAUACCACGGCCACUAUCAUUCGAAGCACUGCUUGCUCCAGCCUUGUGUCCUUCAGGCUCCGUCCGCUGGCCAGGAGAGACUGGAAGAGGCAAAAGAAUUUGAGGAAGAAAUUAAGCAGGCCUUGGCUUUAAGUUUAGAAGAGGCAAAUCAAGUGACCGAAGAUGAUAAAGCUUUGCAUUGAUGGUGAAUGAUCCCUGUAUCAUAUGGCCAGCACUACAGUUAGAGGGGUGUUGAGCGGCAUGGCUCUCAUCGACAUCACGGCAAGCUCACCAGUGCCAGCAGGUCCCAGAAGCAGCUUUCACACUGACAGCCCAAGCAAUCCCAGCAGCCCUCACAAAUGGUGUCCUGCUGCUUGGGCUAUCUGGGUCACAGCGUGCUCAAAUCACAGGGCGGAGGACAUCUGCACCACUGGCCUGAACAGCUGCUAUGCUUAGACACCGUGACUGCUGUGGCCGCUCCAGAUCCCAACAAGAAGAUUUCUCUAGGCUAGGUCAUUCUUAGAUCAAUUAUUAACAAAGACAAGAAUUGAUUUAACAUCAAAACAAGGAGUUGUUUAAUAGUUUUUAAGACUUCAGAAUGAAAAUGUGAGAGUCUUCUAAGAGUAGAGAUAAAUUUGCAAGUCAAUUUCCUAAAUUGAUCAAUAGCUCCAGGGCUGUGACUUUUCUGGAACAGAGUUGGCCAACCCUGAUACAAACUAAAAAUGCAGACAGCAUUUGUUUUUGCUAUACAGUUUACCCGUUUUAUUGUUGUUAAUUAUAUACUUAAAUAAGUACAAACUAGCAUUAUGAGUCCGUAAAUGCUUGUAUUGAAAGUGGGUUCCAGUGAUGAUGUGCUGUUUUUAACUGAGUGUUCCCACAGCAAACCUCUAGUACAGAACUGAGAAAUAAGACACCAGAAACAAUGUCCUCUUGCAUGUGGUUGACUGAAACAACAGGGUUCUGUGUGUGUGCUGAGGAGAAUGAUCUGCCAUUGUCACCUUUGCACCGAAGAGGCAGAUUAAUAUGAGAUAUUCUUAUUUGGGGGGUUUACCCAAUUUAAUUUGAUUUUCCACCUGUUUCUUUGUCCCCCAGCUGUGCAUUUGGAUCAGACUUGAAAGCCAUCCUUACACUGAAUGUAUAGAUACUUGGAAUGCAGAGCAGGGCUAAAAUUAGCUCUUGUCUGUAUCAUCUCUGCCAUCCAGCAGGCUUUGUAAAGUUAGGGAUCCCUGUGACAGUUAAAGGGACAGCAGGCUGCUCUUGCAGGGCGCAGAGCUGUUGGGGUGUCCGCUGUGUAAGUGUGUUCGAGGUAGUGAGUGCUGGAGGGCUGGGUGUGAUACAGGGUACUAGGGAGAGAGUAGGGGCUGUCUGGACAGCAGGCUCUCGGUGCCCUGAAGAGACUUGGGGUGGGAGAGACGGAGUUCUGAGCGCUGCAGGCUCUGUGUGCGAGACCCAGCCUGGUUGAAGAGCAAGCGAGCUGUAGGCCCCAAGCUCGUGUGUCACCAGGGUCACUGUGAACGAGGGGCUCGGUGACGUCAGGCCGUGGUUGUGGUGGAGUCUGUCGGCCAGUGUGAGCAGCGCUCUCGGAGGACAGUGCGUGUAUACGUGUGGAAGAGGUUCCCCAGCAAGCUCAAAGAGGCGUGUCUGGAGCAUGGGACACACCAGUCCAAGCUCAAGUGGUGGCCCCUACCCCUGCGGUGUCACACCAUGAAGAUCUAACUGCAUUUUAGGUGUAAAACAUACAAGACUAGAACCACUAGGGGGGUUAACACACACUUUUUAACAAACCUGAAAGAGACACCAGGACCAGAAUCAGACACCUGCCUGAGACCAUUACAAACCUGACACUCAGCUGACUUUAAAAAAUAAUUUUCAUCAUCAUGUCGGUUAUGCUUUUUUUGUUUACAGUGAGUAAUAGAUUUUAGGCUUUUGCUUUUUUUUCCACCUGUUUGUUGAUAUGAGUUUAUUUGAGUUAAGGGAUUUUCCUGUCUUCAGUUUUGAGGUUAAAAUGGUUGUUUUCCCCUGUACUUUGUGUAAUGGUCACAAAAGCAAGAACAUUGAGACCAAACGAUUUCUUUCUAUUAAAGCAUUGUUUUUGUAUUUUGUUCUAAAAUAAAUAAGUAAAACACAAUGUAUAAAUGUUAA